Molecule: messenger RNA, 1523 nt
Organism: Microplitis demolitor
Lineage: Eukaryota; Metazoa; Arthropoda; Insecta; Hymenoptera; Braconidae
Exons: 5
Coding region: 399-1523 (374 amino acids)
Source: RefSeq, a predicted model, not a curated record
GCGUACGGAUCAUUGUCAAAUACCACAUACCCUCGUGUUAUUAUUAUUUUAUUUUAUUAUUUCAUUUCUUUUUUAUUUGAAAGUUUAUAAAUAUCGUAAGAAUGUAUUUAUUUGAAAAAUAAUUUUUUUUUAUCUUUUGCUUUUACUUUCUUUGCUACUAAGUAUAAAAAACGGGUUUAUCAUACAAAGCUGAUAAGGAGUUUUUUUAAAUUGGAUAAGAUUUGUAAAAAUUACCCAUUGUGGAGGGUGACGUAAGGCAUACGAGGCAUCGGCAUGUUACAAUCACACCGAUUAGGGUUCAGCUGUCCGGAAAUGGAAACGUGACAAAGAUUGAAUUGGAGCUAGAAGAAGCUCCGGAUGGAAAGGAGGACAGGCAACCCGCCAUCCUCGUUGGCUCAAUGUCGUCGGAAUUGGAUUCUACAGCCGAAAUAAAUUCCACUUAUCCAGGACGUUAUCCACGACCUGGUGGAGCUGUAGUAGUACGAGCAGAAGAAGCACUCAUUGUAGUCUUUGUUCUGUUACUUUGGAUAGGUGCCAUCGCUUUAUUCUUUAACCGUUGGGGAAAAAUACGGAUGUUAGAACCUUACCAGCCAAAAUUUCAACAACAUCGUAAUAGUUGUAGCUCCGUUGAUCCAGUACCUUUGCGUUCGUGUUCAAAAUUUAAUAUUCACUGUGUGGAUCACUCACAAUGUCAAGCAGUAAUUCGUCCAAGACAAAACAGCGUAUUUGUGGAUUCAAGUGCUUCAAUGUUAGGUGAAAAUGGUAAUUUUUCCCGGCGUACUCGAAGUGCUUUUAAUCUUCAGUCAUUGGUACAAACAGAAAUAAGUGGAGGUGAAGAACAAGGUCAAAUUGAAGAAAUUAUUGAAGCAGAGGAAGAGAUUAUUCCAGUGAUGAAUCUAAAGCCUUUCAACGAGCAUCCAAAACCCUUAAGAUCAUUUCAACGUGAAAGAGGAAUGAGUAUUUGUCAGUUUGAUAGAACAGAUGUACUUGUUAGGCCAUUGCAACGUGAAAGAGGAAUGAGUAUUUGCCAGUUUGAUCGGAUGGAUGUUCUUGCUAGGCCUUUACUUAGAGACAAAGGCAUGAGCAUUUGUCAUUUUGACAGAAUGGACGUUCUUGCACGUCCACUUUAUCGCGGUAGCCGUCCUAAUACUUUAACUAAUGCUGAAAAACUUGAAACCUUAGGAAAGUCAUCACAGUGUUAUCGUGACAGUAGAACGAGUAUUGGGAAUGCUGAAAGCUUUACAAAGGUUCUUCAUCAACGAUCUAAAGAUUUUAGACCACCAAAUCUUGUUAGUACGGAUAGGGCGGAAUCACUUGGCCGAAAUACUUCGACGACACUGCGAGAAAAAACAGCCGCCACUACCACCACAAUCACCAUGGCCACCACCACCACCACCACCACCACCACCACCACUACUACUACCAAUACUUUUACUGCGUCUACUACUAUAUCACCAAACGAUCGACCCUCGUGCAGUAAAACACCCGACAUAAUUCUUGGAUAUAAAGCGACUUGUGUGUAG